CGUUGGAAGGAGCGUGCGGGGGAUCUGCAGUGGCUUUGCAGCUACCGGCGAGCGAGCGGCGGCUUGGCUCGUUUCGUUCUGACGCGGGUGCGGAUCCUCCCUGUUGCUUCGCCCCGGGCAACUGUGAUGGUACAGGGUACUGGUGAUCAGCGUGAAUCAUUGGCACCUGCACUUGAAGAUAUUUGCCUCGACCCAUAUUACGUCUCUGCAGUCUUUUGUCUAAUUGCUUAGAGUUUUCAUUAUGCUGUUUUUAAAAACUCAUUGAUAAAAGCAUAGACAAAAUGUCUUGGGUACAGUCUGCAGUGAACCAGAUGAACGAUGAGGUGUUUGAUGAAGAUGCAGACGAGAUGGGCAUAGCACAGAAAGAAUGGAAAAGCACCAUGGAGAAACGAGUCAAAGAAGGCUAUCGAGAAGGAGUUGAAGCUGGGAAACAGCUGACACUUCAGCAGGGUUUUAAUCAGGGGUAUGGAGAAGCAGCAAAGAUUAUGUUCUCCUGUGGUCAACUCAAAGGGAGCCUAAGUGCUCUUUUGUCUUGGUGUUACAACAACCAGUGUGAUUCUUCAGCGCUGAACAAAGUUACGGAUUUGCUGAACAAAACAGAAAAAUAUGAAGAGGAUACAAUAAAAGAUCUUAGCGGUCGCCACCCACAACAACCCUCUUUUGCGGACUUACUGGAUACUGUUGAGGACAUGGAGCUUGGUCAUGCACUUUCCUCGGAGGAGCAGUGUAAUGGAAUUAGGGAACAAGUCAGUGAAAAUGGCGCACAGUUUUGUGGACAGAGUUGCACAAAUAGUGGGACUAAUUCCUUCCAAAGCAAAUGCUGCAGGAGGCCAGAAGAACACAAAGAUUCUGAGCGGCCAACUCUUGCUGGGCUGAAAGAACAGACUGUUGCUUUAAUGGAGCAAUUGGGCUUGUCUCCAAGCACAUUUGAAUACCUCUAGAAGUUGCAAAGUUGACUUAUUGCCAAAAAUAGGAUUCCUUUAUGGAGAAUAAAGAGCAAUAUUUUACAGCAACUUCUGCUGCAAUCCUUUGCCCCGGGAUGGAUAAAGUCUAAAUUGUGUGAAGUCAAGUGCUAAGAUCUAAGAGAACAAACUUGGUUGCUAUACGCAACCUUUGUCAGAUGCAUCUGGUGGGGAGGACUGUGGUUAUCGAAGGCUUGUGCUGCAGUGGAAUUGGAUAGUCUAGGUGCUGCUGCUGAACUCUUUUUGAUUUUGCUACUACAGACUAACAUGGAAAACUCCUUUGAACCUUUACACAAGCAAACUGAUCCCCACACCAAAAGGAGCUGUCUGCAUCUCCAUAUCAAAGGAGUUGUUUACAUCCCCCCUCUCCUCCUCCCCCUUCCCCCCCUCUCCUCCUCUAUAUUUGACCAGUUUCCUUCUGCCCUCCAUGCAUCUGACGAAGAGAACGUGAUUCUCGAAAGCUUAUGCUACAAUAAAAUUGGUUAGUCUUAAAGGUGCUACUGGACUCUUUUUG
Eublepharis macularius is the source of this 1476-nucleotide messenger RNA. It is a transcript of the gene YAE1, whose product is annotated as YAE1 maturation factor of ABCE1. Bases 282 to 941 code for a protein of 219 amino acids. The record is from RefSeq and is a predicted model, not a curated record. Lineage: Eukaryota; Metazoa; Chordata; Lepidosauria; Squamata; Eublepharidae. The transcript has 4 exons.